UGCCCUGGUCGACAAGCAUGGAAAAUCAGAGCUAGAGUUAUUAGAAAGUGGGAGAUGGCACCUAAUGCUGAACCUUCCAAACCUUAUGCUAUGCAGCUUGUGUUGAUUGAUUCAGAGGGUUGCAAAAUAGAGGCAAAUAUUAAAAAGUAUUUGAUGAGCAAAUUCCAGAGGGAUAUAGUUGAAGGAAAUGUUUACAUUUUUACAUUUUUCGUUUUGGUGGACAACAAUGGUGCUUAUCGUGCUGCUGAACAUGAGUACAAAAUUUUGUUCAAUAGUAAGACUAAGGUCCAAAUUGACCAGUGUGAUACCAUUCCAAUGCUUGGGUUAACAUUGAAGGAUACAUCUGAAAUUAAGAUGACUAUGGGGGAGUCUGACUACCUUAUGGAUAUUAUUGGGUUGGUCACAGCUGUAUCUGAUGAGCAACAAUUUCCAAAGUCUGGAAAUGUUACUAGAAGAAUUGAAAUGGAGAUUACUGAUGACAAGGGAAAGAUCAAGAUGUCUUUAUUUGGCAAGUACGUUGAUAUGGUUAAAGGAUUUCUUGCUGCUGAUGGAGUUCGACUUGCAGUUAUUGUUGUGCAAUUUGCCAAAGUUAAGACAUACAGAGGAGAAGUUGUUAUUCAAAAUGUUAUGCAAGCUACUAAGUUGUUUUGGAAUGCUGAUAUUCCUGAAGUUUCUGUUUUUCGUGAUGGUAUUGCCUUACAUGGUCUUGAUUCUGAUUUGCCUAUUGGUAAAAUUGGUGGUGGAUUCCGCAAUGUGCCUGCCAAUGAGGAGUUUAUUAGCAUGUAUCCUAAGAAGAAUAUUGUGGAGUUGCAUGACACAGCUGAGGAGGGUUUGUUCAUAGUCCUAGGAAAGAUUAGUGGAUUAAUUGAGGGUGAGAAGUGGUGGUAUGCAUCUUGCCAAUGCCGCAAAGCUGUGACUAUUGAAGAUGGUCUUUAUUACUGUGGUUCUUGCUGCACUCAUGUUGUUGAGUUUACUCCCAGAUUUCGCCUCAAGUUUGAGGUUUGUGAUGGAGAUGAACUUGCUACAUUUGUCAUGUUUGACACAGAUUGUCAAAAUAUGCUUGGGAAAAGCUGCAGAGAGUUGGUUAUGUUCUCAAAGGGAAAAGCUUCUGAUGAAUACCCUGAUGAUAUAAAGGCACUUAUUGGAAAGGAGGCUCUUUUCAAAGUUGAGAAGUUAAGUGACCAUGGAACAAAGUAUGAUGAUUCAUACAAAGUCAAGAAAACAUGUGAUGACAAGUUCAUAAUUGAUCUUUUCAAUGACAAGACCAAGAUUGAAACCCCAACAAAGGUCUGCUUGACAUACUUUAAUGAAACUUUAAUUAUUGACCCAUAUGGAUCCAACUUUGAAUCAGAUGACAAAGAACCUUUGUUUACUGAUAGUUCUCUUGGUUCUGCUAGCCAAUUCUCUUCUGUUGCUGACACAAAUGUUUCUGUUGAUGACAUUUCUCCAUUUGGAGAUUCAGCUAGAUUUAUUGUGGUGCCAAAGCGAUUUCAUGAAGCUGUUGGAUAUGAAAUCAAUAAUGCUGUUCAGUUGCAAGAUCCUGUGGGGAACACCUUUAAUUUGUCAUACUACUUCAAUCAAGGAGACCACAGAAUUGGGGCUGGAUUGUUUAACAUUCUAUCAGUUCAUGAAAUACAACAUACUGUUAUGGUGCACUUUCUCUAUCGUGGACAGGCCAGAUUUAAUAUCCACAUCUUUGAUCCAUUUAGCAGGGAGAUUAGAUACAAUGUUGCUCCUCAGCUUCCUCCUCAGAUAAAUCUUAUCAUUGAUGAUGCUGAAGACAAUGAUAAUUCAUCCAGUGAUGAGGAGACCAAUUAUGAACAUCAAGAUGCACCUUGGUUUGAGAAGAUUUGGGAAACUGAUAUUACUGCUGCACAGAUAUAUGAUUAUCAGACUGUGACUAUUUCAAGUCAUGUGCAGCAAACGUUUUUCCCCAACCUUCCUCCUGUUAUAAAUGUUUUGCUUCCUGAUGACACUAUUGCACUGUGGCACAUUACUUGGCGUCUUCCACGCCAUCCAACUGUAGGGGCAUCUGGCAAUGGUGGGAGGAUUGGUGAGUUGGCUGCAGGGUGGUGUGACUUCUAUAUGAAUAAUAUCAUCAACCAUGACAAUUAUGGGCAAGUUCACAGAAUUGAACUAUGGCAGUCAUCUGAAUCUGAUACCUACAUUGUUUACUUUUAUGAUGUGUGAUUUUAUACAGUGUUUGAAUGAUUGUGUUGUACUACUUCCUUUUCAUGUUUUGAACAAUUGUCUGUUUCAUGGUUUGUUCCAUUAGACAUUAUGUGAAAUACUAUGCUAUUUUGUGUGUGAUGUUUUGCUAUCAAUAUUUUUUUUCC
Messenger RNA from Lotus japonicus, 2336 nucleotides. RefSeq lists its product as uncharacterized. The record is from RefSeq and is a predicted model, not a curated record. The transcript has 12 exons. Lineage: Eukaryota; Viridiplantae; Streptophyta; Magnoliopsida; Fabales; Fabaceae. The coding region runs from base 55 to 2190 and encodes 711 amino acids.